ACAGCGCAGAUCAUCAUUCAACUCUGUGAGUGAGGAGAGAACACCACCACAGAGAAUGGUUGUGAGAGGGGUAACCCUAUACCUUUUGCUUGGUUAUCUCAUCAAAGGUGCUACCUCCACCUGUGUUUAUAACGUGUGUCUGAGAUGUAACACCACAGCAACAUGGGCAGACCCUUGUGAACUCUGCAAUAAAACGUGCAACAGUGCUAUUUCAUCAAACUGCACAAAAGGCUUUCAGGUUUCUAUCAACAGCAGUGAUUCCGAUCUUGUGGAGGGUGAUGACCUCAAUCUAACAUGUGUCCAUAACCUUCCCGAUGUGAUUCAAACAUUUGGGUGGAAGAUGAAUGAAGACACAAUUCAGGGCCAGAACGAAAGUAGGCUGUAUGACAAAAAGGUGUUGUCAAACAAAGCAGGCAGCUACAUCUGCUACGUGGAGAGCUUGUGUGGCUAUUAUGAGUCUCUGCCACAUGAUGUCACUGUAGAGAACAAUUCGCUGUUGUUACUGGUGGUUUGUGGUGUUUCCGCUCUGGUCCUGGUCUUGGUUAUGGGGCUGGUUAUGAAGUUCAAGCUGAAAAGAGACAACGCUAAACACAGAGAGAGGAUGAGGCAGAAGGCCACCAUGGAGCAGAGGGCCGCUCCUUUCACACCAAGAGAAUCCUAAACGACAACCAGUCUAUUAACCUUAGAUAUAAUGAGCAGCCAUAUUGUUUCAUAAUUUGUUGUUGUUGUUGUUGUUGUAUUUGAUGCAUGAAUAAAACCCAUUUAAUCUCUGUCUUUAAG
Molecule: messenger RNA, 780 nt
Organism: Trematomus bernacchii (emerald rockcod)
Lineage: Eukaryota; Metazoa; Chordata; Actinopteri; Perciformes; Nototheniidae
Exons: 8
Coding region: 56-661 (201 amino acids)
Source: RefSeq, a predicted model, not a curated record